CUUAUCUUCCCCUGGAUCCCUCUUCCUACUCUCACCCUGGCUCCCGAGGUAAAGUGCUUCCCUCUUGCUUUCUCUCCCUCUGCAUCUUUCUCCGCGGAUCCCUCCGUUGCUCCAGAGUGUGAGGGGGGGCUUCAGUCCUCCAGUAGGCCUAGGCGGUGCUCUCCAAUCUGGAUUAGACCAGGCUGUGUGGCCCCCUGGAGCUCUGGAGUCCCUCUCUCACUAUAGCGUAGGACAGCAGACACUCACAAACUAAGUCUACUGCCACUAGCGGGCAUGUAGUGGCAUCGAGGAGUGUGUGGAGGCAUAGCUUGUAGUGUCUUAGGCUGUUUCAUAGGAAAGUUGGUGUGCUUGCAUGCAGGCGCAUGCAUUAGUAUAGAUAGUCUGUGUUUGUGCAUGAACGUGUUGCUUAUUGUGGUGUGUGUGUGUGUACAGUAUACGUGUGUGUAUGUAUGCUGGAGUGUUUUCUUGUGCCCCUGCUAAAAUUCCAUUCUCCCUCGUUCUCUCUCGCUCUCUCUUUUGUUCUCUCUCUCUCUCUCUCUCUCGUUUUCUCUCUCCAGUCCUCAGUGCUGAUAGGGUGGGGCAGAUGACCAAGACCUACAAUGACAUUGAGGUUGUCACACAUCUACUGGCUGAGGUGGGCUCUCAUUGGUGCACUGUCUUUGACACAUGGCAGUGAUUGGUUGUCAUUGAUGAUUGUGGACGCGUGAUUGGAGGACUAACUGUUGCGUGUCUCAUUGGUUGCAGCGGGACCGGGACUUGGAGCUGGCCGCUCGGAUUGGUCAGUCUCUGCUUCAGAGGAACCACCUGCUCCAGGAACGUAAUGAGUCUGUGGAGGAACAGCUAGCACAGACCCUGGACCAGGUAACACACAGUACUGUAAACACACACACACUACUGUAAACACACACACACUACUGUAAACACACACUACUGUAAAAACACACACUCACACCCCCUCUGACCCACUCUCCCAGGUGUACCAGUUACACACCACACCCCCUCUGACCCACUCUCCCAGGUGUACCAGUUACACACCACACCCCCUCUGACCCACUCUCCCAGGUGUACCAGUUACACACCACACCCCCUCUGACCCACUCUCCCAGGUGUACCAUUUACACACCACACCCCCUCUGACCCCUUGUCCUAGGUGCACCAGCUACAACAUGAGCUGGGGAAGAAGGAUGAGUUGCUUCGGAUGGUGGCCAGCGCUUCGGAGGAGAGUGAGACGGAUUCCAGCUGCUCAACGCCGCUGCACCCCCGCCAACCCCUAGCGCCCGCUGUGGCCCUCAGCCAGCUGGAGGCCCUGCAGGGGAAAAUGUCUGAUCUGGAAGAGGAGAAUCUGGCCCUACGCUCUGAGGUAUAGCUGAAAUGGCACCCUAUUCCCUAUAUAGUGCACUACUUUUGACUAGGGCCCAUAGGGUUAAGGUUAGGAUCAACGGUAGGGUGAUCUGAUCCUAGAUCUGUGGUCAGUGCCAAUUCUACCUCGACCGUGCACUUUCUGUGGUCCAGCCUUUUUAAUGUGCUACGAGGUAAGCCCUUCAUAGUGUCCCUCUGGUCCGACCAGGCCUGUCAUCUGAUAGUUCCUAACACCUCACUGUAAACCCUGUGGUCCGACCAGGCCUGUCAUCUGAUAGUUCCUAACACCUCACUGUAAACCCGUGGUCGACCAGGGCCUGUCAUCUGAAUAGUCCUAACACCCUCACUGUAAAACCUGUGGGUCCCGACCAGGCCUGUCAUCUGAUAGUUCCUAACACCUCACUGUAAACCCUGUGGUCCGACCAGGCCUGUCAUCUGAUAGUUCCUAACACCUCACUGUAAACCCUGUGGUCCGACCAGGCCUGUCAUCUGAUAGUUCCUAACACCUCACUGUAAACCCUGUGGUCCGACCAGGCCUGUCAUCUGAUAGUUCCUAACUCCUCACUGUAAACCCUGUGGUCCGACCAGGCCUGUCAUCUGAAGAAGGAGACCAUCACCUACGAGGAGAAAGAACAUCAGCUGGUCAGCGACUGUGUCAAGGAGCUGCGUGAGUCUCACACACACACACACACACACACACACACACACACACACACACACACACACACACACACACACACACACACACACACACACACACACACACACACACACAAAAGGCAUGAAUCAGGUCAAUUAACAAUUAAUUAGGUUAUUGAUCUCUAAGGAUUAAAGAGCUGUGUGGGUGUGUUCAGGCGAGUCCAACAGUCAGAUGGUGAACCUGACAGAGGAGCUGUCCCAUAAGAAUGAGGAGGUGAUGAGACACCAGGAGGAGAUUACCCAGCUCCUCUCCCAGAUAGUAGAGCUCCAACACCGCGUCAAAGAGGUGAGGGGGGGAAGGGGAGAGGAGUUUGUAAUUGAUGUUGUAGUACUAAUUGUAGAGUAACAGUACUAAUGAAGUAUGUGUGUGUCUCCAGUUGGCCCUGGAGAAAGAGGAACUGAGGAUUCACCUACAGGCCUCUAAAGAUGCCCAGAGAUCACUCACUGCAGAGGUGAGUUGUCUAGCAAUGAACACUUCAUUGAACUCUGACUCCAUAGAAGUGCCUUAAGGUGUGCCCUUAUCCGGUACAACAUUUCAUAACUCUCCAACAUCAUUUGCACCACAGCUAUAUGUCAGAGCAGAACUGCAGCUGAUAAGCAGUAUGAUAUGGCCCUGAGUUGUAGUAUUUUAAAUAUUAUCUUGGGUUUGUUUUGUCAUGUUGACACAAGCAGUGAAUUUGUGUCCAAGGUUAUUAGCUGCAUCAAGGUUUAAGUAAAGUUAAGGUUAGGUGUUUAUUACUGAUGAAUGAGUGUGUGUGGAAUAGGGUAAUGGAGUAUAGGUAUUUAACUAUGUUGUGUUGUGUAGCUGAACUAGCUAGCAGUGGGUUAACUAUUUUGUGUUGUUGUAUAGCUGAACCAGCUAGCAGAGGGUUAACUAUGUUGUGUUGUUGUGUAGCUGAACCAGCUAGCAGAGGGUUAACUAUGUUGUGUUGUAUAGCUGAACCAGCUAGCAGAGGGUUAACUAUGUUGUGUUGUGUUGCUGAACUAGCUAGCAGAGGGUUAACUAUGUUGUGUUGUGUAGCUGAACUAGCUAGCAUAGGGUUAACUAUGUUGUGUUGCUGAACCAGCUAGCAGAGGGUUAACUGUGUUGUGUUGCUGAACUAGCUAGCAGGGGGUUAACUGUGUUGUGUUGCUGAACUAGCUAGCAGAGGGUUAACUGUGUUGUGUUGCUGAACUAGCUAACAGAGGGUUAACUGUGUUGUGUUGCUGAACCAGCUAGCAGAGGGUUAACUGUGUUGUGUUGCUGAACUAGCUAGCAGAGUGUUAACUGUGUUGUGUUGCUGAACUAGCUAACAGAGGGUUAACUGUGUUGUGUUGCUGAACUAGCUAGCAGAGGGUUAACUAUGUUGUGUUGUGUAGCUGAACCAGCUAGCAGAGGGUUAACUACAGUACCAGUCAAACAUUUGGACACACCUACUCAUUCAAGGGUUUUUCUUUAUUUUUACAAUAUUCUAUAAUGUACAAUAAUAGUGAAGACAUCAAAACUAUGAAAUAACACAUAUGGAAUCAUGUAGUAUUUUAUAUUUGAGAUUCUUCAAAGUAGCCACCCUUUGCCUUGACCUCUUUAAGGAAUACCUGGGAUAGGAUAAAGUAAUCCUUCUACCCCCCCCUUACCCCCCCCCCCCCCAAAAAAAAAAAAAAAAAAAACAUUGUGAAGUGGUUGUCCCACUGGCUAUAAGGUGAAUGCACCAAUUUGUAAGUCGCUCUGGAUAAGAGCGUCUGCUAAAUGACGUAAAUGUAAAUGUUGAUGACAGCUUUGCACAUUUAGUGAAUCUGUUAUUCAAUGCUUUUGUAUGUGCUAAUAGCAGUAAAGCCAAAAAUAAUUGUUCAUCAAAUCAUAUAUUUUUUUUGGGGGGGAUACUUCAAGGUGUCUUAAAAUUCUAAAAUCAAAUAGCAAAAUGAUCCUUGGUAUGACCUUAAAACAAUUCCAUAAAGCUCCAUAUAGCUUAGGGGAACCCCCCUCCCCCGGCUUAUGGGUUAACUAUGUUGUGUUGUUUAGCUGAACGAGCUAGCGGACCGUAAUGUAGAGUGUGUGGGGAUGCUACAUGAGUCUCAGGAAGAGAUCAAGGAGCUGCGCAGUAAGAACACUCCGUCUGCAGGCAUGAGACGACACCUGCCCUACGGACUCUUCCCCAUGGUGAGAUAUAUACCUGCUGUACUGUGUGGUUGUGUGUUUGUUUAUGUGUGUGUGUGUGUGUGUGUGUGUGUGUGUGUGUGUGUGUGUGUUAGGGAUGUAACGAUUCACCGAAACACAUCAGUCCCCGAUUCAAAUGUUUAAGAUACAAGUGCGUCGGUCCGCGGACCACUAAGAUCUUUUGCUCAUAUUAUAUUCUUUCUACCUUCAGAAAAUACCUCUCAUAUUUUGUGACAACUGAUACGUCCUCUCCUUCAGUGUCCAACUGCAUGUAACUGUGUUGACCGUCAUUGAUCUACAAGUCAUUUUGCAUGCCGAACAACCCCAGGCAAUAUCAUUAGCCUAGUCAAACUGCGCACUGUGCCCAGCUUUGCGUGCUGACCAACGUGAGGUAACAUGCAUUUCCACGUAAAACACGCUGGGGGCGAUGAAACAACGGAGCCCCAUUAAUUUUCUAUGGAGUGAAGUGGGUGGGGGGACCGUUGGAGUGAAGUGGGUGGGGGGACCGUUGGAGUGAAGUGGGUGGGGGGACCGUUGGAGUGAAGUGGGUGGGGGGACCGUUGGGUGACGCGAGCAUGGCUCGAAGAAGCGUGAACAGGGCGGGACCAAAAAUGGGGAAAGCAGUACUUUUUGCAAAUACUCCGCGACAUCAUGGCGCUAUUGACCAAUCUAAGCUCACUAUAGUUUCCAACCUCUACUGGAUUGGCUGUUGAUACCUAGCAUCACCUGGCCUGCUUUCUAGCACCCACAUGAGCUAUCCAAAUUAUCAUGUUAUGUGGAAGUUGGGCAGUAGACUUUAUCGCAUUAGUGGAAACCUCAGGUCUGCCGGUUUUGACUAGCAGAAGUUACUUUUUGUAGCAGGGAAUUAGGAGAAUUAGCUAAAAUUGUCCCCGACUCGAACAUAUCUAGCUACAAGCAGGCCUGCCUUGAGAACAGUCUUGGUUUCCACCAAUGCGAUGCUGCGCAGGGUAGGCGGCCUGUUACUAUAGUUUUGGCAGUUUUGCUUUAAACAAUCAGUGUGUAUAAUCAGGGUAAAGUUGAUCAUUUAAAAACGAGGAAAUCAAUCACUUUUGCGAGGUGCACUGCAUGGCCGAAGCGAGGGGAGAAGAACACCCAAUAAAAAUGUUCAAAUGGGUGAAAUUCAAAGUUGUGCCAUAUAUUCAUUGGCUAUGUCAUAGCUAAUUUGUAAACAAUAAAUAUUGAUACAUUACUAGCUUAAUCUGCAAAAAUUUUGAGUUAAUCAGUGGGUGAUGGGGAUUUCAGACCCAAAGUGGGGAGGAGAAAAAACAGGCUACAUUGCCCACCUACCUCCCGAGUGGCGCAGUGGUCUAAGGCACUGCAUCACAGUGCUAGCUGUGCCACUAGAGAUCCUGGUUCGAAUCCAGGCUCUGUCGUAGCCGGCCGCGACCAGGAGACCCAUGGGGCGUCCAGGGUAGGGGAGGGAAUGGCCGGCAGGGAUGUAGCUCAGUUGUGGGUUCGUUUCCCACGGGGGGCCAGUAUGAAAAAAGUCAUGUGUGCACUCACUAACUGUAAGUUGCUCUGGAUAAGAGCGUCAGCUAAAUGACUAAAAUGUAAAUGUAAAAUAGUGGUAGUAGGGGUGGUAGAUGCCUACUCUCCUUUAUGGCUCAGAUCAGGUGCCUACAUGGUACAUACACCAUAGACAUACAUCAUUUACACACACACAGAGAGAGAGAGCGAGAAGUCAGCUCAGACUGAUCCAGCUCAGAGAGGCCCAGCUCAUGAGCUCCAUCAACAGCAGAUGUUUAUUUAGAAAGGAAAAUAAAUGUGUUUAUGCAACAAAUGUUAGUGCACCGAUUCGUUCUCUAAUCAAACCCAAUCAUUUCAAACUAAAACGUAUCGUUCCUGUAUCGUAUCGGAGCCCAUGUAUCUAGGUACCUAUCGAAUUAUCUUUCAAGGGUAAGAUGCACAUCCCUAGUGUGUGUGUGUGUGUCAAUGCCUAUAAAUGUGUGAAUAUGUGUGUGUGUGCCUAUUAAUGAGUGUAUUCCUGUGUCUCAGGACUCCCUGGCAGCAGAGAUUGAGGGCACCAUGAGGAGAGAGCUGAGUGUCGAGGACGAGGUGGCUUUCCAGGACCAAAAGUCAGUAUGAAACACACACACACACACACACACACACACACACACACACACACACAAGAGCAACAGCAAUCAAAGCAGAAGCUCCCGUCCUCUAACUCCCCUCCUCUGGUCCUCUCCCUCCCCUCCUCCCCUCCUCUCUCCCUCCCCUCCUCCCUCCCUCUACCUCCCCUCCUCUACCUCCCCUCCUCUCUCCCUCCCUCUCCUCCUCUCCUCCUCUCUCCCCGUCCCCAGAGUUUCCCAGAAGAGGGUGUUCCAGACAGUACGUGUGGUCAACGAGUCGGUAGAGAGAGCUGCGGCGAUGGCCACGCCCCCUAUCCCCGGCUCGGGCAUAGGCAGCUGCCUGGUGAUGACGGCCCAGCCCUUCCAGUCCGCCCAGGGGAUCGACCAAUCACACGACGGCGCCAAGUGAGUUACCCUGGUUGAAGCCGAUUUGUUAGACAUGCAGUCUAAAAUUACGUGGUAUUGAGUGACUGUAGUGGAAUCAUUGAGUCAGUGGCAACUACUUGAGAGAAUUUAAAGCAUAUUAUUUGAUAUGAUUUAAUUCAAACAUAUUUCAGUGAAUUUAGAGCCUAUAGAGGAGUAUAUUUGUGACCGACCGGCUCGAUUCGGUCUUAUGUAGCAAAAUUUGAAAUGGUGUUUUUUACAUUGGAUAAAAGUAGAGACUCAGAGCUAGACAUUUACAUUUACAUUUACGUCAUUUAGCAGACGCUCUUAUCCAGAGCGACUUACAUUAUUUUUUUUUCAUACCCCCUGUGGGAAUCGAACCCACAACCCUGGCGUUGCAAACGCCAUGCUCUAUCAACUGAGCUACAUCCCUGCCGGCCAUUCCCUCCCCUACCCUGGACGACGCUGGGCCAAUUGCGCUAGAAAAUUGUAUAUCAUACACUACAGUUGAGGAACAAUGGGAUAGUAAUUCUUUUUUGAAAGUUGAUAAACUUGUAACCUCAAAGCAAUAUUAUUUGGCCCCGAGAUGCAAAAACUCCCAAAUGUAAUGUCCCAAGAAGGAAGUUGCCCUACCUAAAUAAUACAACGUUACAUUUUAACUUAAUUCAUGAGGAGAGAGAAUGCAGUCAACUAAUAAAGCACACAGUGGACCAUUUUGUGGUUCUGAAACGUAAAGCUGCAACCGCAGCGCAAUCAAUAGGAGGUGAACAGCACCUGGUGCUGAAAAUAUAGCUAACUUGUUAUGCAAGUGUUGCACAGUAACAGAUGGAGAAAACCUACACCAGUCGAGUAAUUCAUUUCAACAAUAAUCUUCAUUUUAAUUUGACUUUACAAACAACUUUUAAUAAUAAUUUUUUUUUAAACCAUUAUUUAACUAGGCAAGUCAGUUACAAUUUAAUUGGAGUCUCUUUCUUCCGAGCCUAGGCCUAUAUAAAAUAACUUAACUGGUGAGGUAGGCUAUGAGGCUUAACAGCAUCUUUCACAAUAACACUAUGUGGCCAAAUAGAAGUGGGAUUUUAUUUAUUUAUUAGGCCUACUUACAAUCGCAACUGGCCAAAAAUGUAGCAUCCUACAUAAAACAAUAAUUUAAAGAAAAAGAAAAAGGCUAUGUCUUUGUCUGAAUGUCUUUAUCGGGAUAGCCUAUUCCUCUGAGCAUGCCACCCAAAACGCACACAAGGAUUCGGCGCUCCUGAGCGCAUCCCUGAUUUGGGUCUAUGUCUGGAAUUCAAUCAGAUUGUGUGCGGGGCGGACUGUGAGAGGAUCACGGACAAACGCAAUUAUAUCCUUGGGCAUCCUGUAGUCCUCAAAUCUGGUGGAGAGGUUGUCCCUCAGCUGCUUGAUGAAAUCUUCCGUCACCUCUGUGACAAUGCUGCGGCCUGGUCCCUCUGCCUGUCAUUUCUUCAGUGUGCUGAAGUGCAGUAGCCUUCCAGAUGACCAAAAGUCCAAAUCCAACAACUCAAGCUUCCUAGUAAAGGCCUUAAGGUUUUCCACCAUAUCCACGACUGUUUUACCUCUUUCUUGUAACUGCAGAUUUAACCCGUUUAAGUGACAGAAUGUGUCAGCCAAAAAAAUCUGUGUGUAGCUUGCAGUUAACGCUUCAAUGUUUCUGUGUCGGGCCUCUGUCUGGGAAGGAUACUUUGAAAGGUCCAUGCUUAGAUUCAUAAUGACGUCUGAGAUUGAAUUCUUUGCAAACAGCGACAUUUUCAUUGCAAAUAAGACACAGUGGCUUGGCAUUGGGUGAAUAUGGUAAGAUGAAUGCAUCUCUCUGUACAUUAUUCCCUGAAACUUUGAUUUUCAUUAUCCACCUUUCUUUUGAUACUUUUUGAGAGCGACAUUUUCUCUCGCUAUCAAGCUAAUUGUUCUGAACGAAUGUCGACGUUAAAUAAAGUAGAGUAACCUACAGUAAGCUACGUAGACCUGUUUUUCCCACCAAUCAACGCACAGAGAAAUAGACCAAAUAAUAUUUGAAUAGAGACAUGGUGAUUUUUAUGAGCGUAAUCAGAUCGAAAUGAUUAUGUUAUUGUCACAGAAUUUAUUAUGUACUAAUCGGAUGUGUUAAAAAUGUUUUAUUUGUAGUUAUUAUAUACUAAUUAUGUUCUGGCCCGCCGACUAUUAGCUAGUUGACGAACCCUGUUAUAGACAGAAGUGUGCUACAUGGCAGACCAAUCUGAACUCAUCUCUCGGCAUGUCCAGCCAACUCAUUAUCUCAGCCAAUCAUGGCUAGCGGGAAGGUUGCUGUCUUUUUCUGUGGCUAAACCAACUAGGCUCGUAAUUUAACAAUUGUAUUCGUAUUUACAGGUGGCAUACAAGUUUGUUAUUAAGGCACAUGAAAGUUUGCAUGUUCCAGAAGGCAUUUCUGCCAAAAAAGUGCAUUUAGAUAAAAAUAAGUUUACGUUCAAAUGCCUCUCCUGUGAAGUAGUGACGCACGACAUAUGCCUAGUUUCCUGAAACGAGUCACUUUUGGGUAAGCAUGUGUUUGUGUUGCGUGUCUGUCUUUGUAAUAGGGAGGAGGUCCCACUCGGCAAGCCUGGCGCACCGGGAGGAAAUGACCUUGUGUCGGCGCUGCACCGCCUCUCCCUGCGGCGGCAGAACUUCCUGUGCGAGCGGCAGUUCUUCCAGGCGGAGCGCAGCAAGAAGCUGGAGGCCCUGGCCGGGGGGGUGGAGUCGGACGUGGAGGGGAGUGGCUACAGCUCACCAAUGAGCAGUGUCAUGUCAUCCUUCACCAACCUAUCAGAGUUCUCGGUCUCGUCCAGCUGUUUUAAGACCUUCCUCCCUGAGAAGCUGCAGAUCGUCAAGCCCAUGGAGGGUAAGGAUACGUUCAUGCUUUAAGUGUAGUCAUGAUAAUGGCCAAGUUCCAGACUGUCUGAUAUCAGCCCCGCUGCACAAAUUAACCAGUGAUUGAAUGCCACAUCAUCUACAUUGCAGUCAGGCAUCAGAUUUCAGUAUGUUAGGCUGCGUUUAGACAGGCAGCCCAAUUAUGAUCUUGUUUUCACUACUUGGUCUUUUAAACAAUCAGCUCUGAAAAAUAUCUGAUGUGAAAAGAUCUGAUGUGAUUGGACAAAAGACCAAUUGGUGGGAAAAAGAUCAGAAUUGGGCUGCCUGUCUAAACGCAGCCUUAGAGAUGUGGUUACUGAAUGUAGGCGUCCAGGAAUGCAGCCAAUAGCUAUGACAUCUAUCCAGGAGUUAUUCCUGACCCAGUAGCUAUGACGUCUAUCCAGGAGUUAUUCCUGACCCAGUAGCUAUGACAUCUAUCCAGGAGUUAUUCCUGACCCAAUAGCUAUGACGUCUAUCCAGGAGUGAGUUAUUCUGACCCAAAUAGCUAUGCCGUCCUAUCCAGGAGUUUAUUCCUGACCCAGUUAGCUAUGACGUCUAUCCAGGAGUUAUUCCUGACCCAGUAGCUAUGACGUCUAUCCAGGAGUUAUUCCUGACCCAGUAGCUAUGACGUCUAUCCAGGAGUUAUUCCUGACCCAAUAGCUAUGACGUCUAUCCAGGAGUUAUUCCUGACCCAAUAGCUAUGACGUCUAUCCAGGAGUUAUUCCUGACCCAGUAGCUAUGACGUCUAUCCAGGAGUUAUUCCUGACCCAGUAGCUAUGACGUCUAUCCAGGAGUUAUUCCUGACCAGACGAUGACCUUACUGUGAUGUAUAUUAUCAUAUCUGUAUACUGGUACUCUUGUAAUUAGGAUGUUUAGUUGUGAUGUAACACAUUGAUCCCUGACCUCUAACCUCUGACCUCUCUAGGCUAUCUGAGACCAGAGUUUGAACCCAGUUGGUCACAUUAUGAUAUCUGUCAACUGUAACACUCCUAAUUGUCAUAUGUGAAUAUUAGACUGUGAGUAAUGCAUUUGACGCCUGACCCCUUAACCUUUAACCUCUGACCCCUCUAGGCUCCCUGACUCUGCACCACUGGCAGCAGCUGGCCAAGCCCCACCUGGGCACCAUCCUGGACCCCCACCCGGGCGUGGUCACCAAGGGCUUUCGGCCCCUCCCCCAUGAUGCUCUCACCGACGCCGUCUACCGCCUCACCGACCUGGAGGAAGACGAAGAGGGAGGCGAUGAAGAACAGAAAUAUGACAUGAGAGGUGCUUUUAUUCACUAUGUACAUUUCACAAAUGACUGACUGGGUAUUGGAAAUGUGCUACAUAAGUACUAUGUAUUAUUAUUAUUAUUAUGAAAGUAGUUUUUUGUAAACGAUUGGUUAAAAAUGAUAAUUUAGCAGUCUCACUAACAAAGGUUUUGGACUCUUCCUGAAUCGUUCAUUCAGGAAAGAGAGGGAAGGAAGGGACAGACGCCUGGGAGAAGGGAGAGGAAGAGGAGGAGGAGGAGGAAGGAGGGAUCACCUUCAAGGUGCAGUGCUCGUCAACACCGGAGGAGAAGAGGGAGAGGAGGAGGGAGCUUUUGCCGUUGAACGGGCCACCGGUGUCUCCCGUGUCCCCCGUUUUCCUACCAGUACCAGGCUCUCCACAGCUCCCUCUAAUCGCGGUCCCCUCUGACCUCUCUAUGACCUCUAAUGCCACCUGUGACAUCAUUAGGAGCCCGGCCCUCUUGGCUCCGCCCGUCACUGUAACAUCCACUUCUCCUGUCCAAUCCCAGAGCCAGACUGUCACCAGUCUCACCACCACCACUACUACUACAUCCUCGUCAGGUAAGUACAAAAAUAAAAAUAUUAACAUUAAAAGUUUAACGCUAAAGCUGGAAUCCUUAAUGGUGAAACAGCCGUUCGCGAUAUUACAACGCCAAAUAAGUUACUGCAACAACGGACACUGUUUUGCCCCUCUGACAUAAUGGCCCUCGCCAUAGAAGAGCACAAUAUGUACUGCAUUGUUUCACCAUGCUGCCUGACGCUCCUCAGCUCAGCAACAACAACCGUAACAACGUGUUGGAGCGGCCAGUGGUGCUGUUUGCCCUUACUUCUCAAAACAAAUCAUUGCUGUACAAAUGUGUCAAUAUUUCUCUCCCAAGAUAAGAAACUGAAAAGGGUAGUUAUUGGUUUGUGAUCUAAGUUGACGUGUGUGUUUUGUCUCUUCAGUUCAUAACCCGGGGAAAUGUCAGAGUUCAACGUUCUCCACCUACACCUUCACAACCUGCCGUAUCCUGCACCCCUCUGACAUCACCCAGGUCACCUCCAGGUACACACACACACACACACACUCAUGACUAUGAAGGCGAUUGGUGUUGUGUGUUUGUGCUGUGGUGUAUAUGACAUGGCUAUGUGGGCUAACAUUGUCUCUCUCUCUCAGUUCCCACUGUCAGUCUUCUGUCUCCGAGUACACCCCCAGCUCCAUGCGGACAGGCCCCAGCACCCCGGUGACCCCCUGCAGGCUGAGCCUGGGGGUGGACUCCUUCCCCCCUCGCCGCCCCCCCGCCCCCUGUGGCCUGGCCAAGCUGGUCCUGGAGAAGGGCAUCUCUGCUUCCCUCUCCACCGCCGAUGCCCCCCCUCCCUCACACCCUAAAGCCCCCCUCCCCCAGCAUCUCCUCCCCAACACGCCCCCCAACUCCCCGUCCCACUCGCCGGCCCCCUCGCCUGUGCCCUUUGAGUCCCGCGCCUCGGCGCCAGCCGCCUGUGACAACUUCCUGGCGUCGCGGCCGGCCGAGCUCUUCCUCCAGGACGUGUACGGGCUGAAGUUUGGCCGCGCCCAUCGCCCCAACCUCCCCAGCCCCGACCCCGCCUCACAUAGCCUCAGCCUUAGCCACGCCCCGAGAAUCAAAUCCAAAGCUAAACCCGACCUCCAUCAACGUAAACUUAGUCGAGAGGCUACGCCGGCUGGGAUUGGUCAAGGUACUCCAGGGGACGGAGCCGUUGUCGGAGGGCCUGGGGCGCCAGGACUCGGCCACCUUCCUGGCCACGGGCGGAGGCAGCCUAUUGGACGGCCUGCGGCGGAACCAGAGCCUCCCAGCUAUGAUUGGAGCGGUGCGGGGAAGUCCCUCCCACCAUCUGGGCCAGGCCUCACCUCAACCACCCACCUCCCUAGCCAUCGCCCCGCCCCCCUGGGGCAACCUGAAGGAGCAGCGCUCUGUCCGCUCUAGGCCCGCCUCCACUUCCCACGCCCCACCCCCUUCACUUAAACGCUGA
This is a messenger RNA of Coregonus sp. 'balchen', 12803 nucleotides long. Lineage: Eukaryota; Metazoa; Chordata; Actinopteri; Salmoniformes; Salmonidae. The record is from the annotation of a GenBank genome assembly.